AUGCCGUCCAAAGAGGAUUUGCUAGCUUCUUUGGAGCAAUUGUACAACGACAGAGCUACUUCAGAGGCCGAAUCGCGCUCUUUGAUGGCGCUGUACAAGUUCCGUGUCUUUGCAGUUUUUGCCACGGCCGUCUUGCUCCUAAACAGGACUGACUCGUCAUUCCCAAUAUCCAGAGCCGAGGGUUAUUUUGCAACGGCUGUUCACGUCUUCGCCCAGUAUCCGGAUCUGCUUUGCGCUGGUGACUCCAGCCAUCUCUGUAACUUGCUGCUGAUCAUUCAGUAUAGCUGUUUCGCAUCAGAUCUCACGGCAGUCUGGCACUUUCUAGGUCUCGCGACUCGGCUAGCCAUCGACCUAGGCUUACAUCAUGAACGACCCGCCACGACAGAGGUUGACCCAGAGGAGAACAAACGGAGAUGGUUGUUCUGGACAACAUACACGUUUGAGAGAACAGUUUGUGUCAUUAUCGACAGGCCAUUCUCCAUCCCCGAUGAGGCCAUCACGACGCCCCUGCCGACACUUCAAGGUGUCGAUGACCCUCGAUUUCUUGCCUUGCGGUUGAUUGAAAGCCGCAGGCUCGAGUCAGAAAUCUACGUGACCCUCCGUCAGAGCUCGCCAAUAAAUGGAGCCGUCCUGGAUUUACCUACGUGGCGUGAAAACAUGCGGCAGCGAUUGAUGGCAUGGCGAGCCUCGGCACCAUCCUCACUCAUGGGGUCAUCUCAACUGGCUCCUCUGGACCUGUACGACGCUCUCCUACACAAAAGUUUGAUAGAUCUUUACUAUCCUUCAACAUCCCCCAUCGACCUAUCGCACCACGAUGUUCUGAUACUUGCAGCAAGUGCCGCGGCAAGCAUCGAGGGCAUUAAGCGAGCCUUUCGCGAUGGUCGGCUACGCUUUUACUGGCGGGCUGCUCAUAAUCUAUUCAGGGCUGGUGUCGCAAUGGUUCUUUGCAUCCACCACCAGGCUGUUCAUGGCUCUCUCAACAUUGACCACGCAGAUAUGGUUACAAGUAUUAACGUAUGCAUCUCGAUCCUAUGGGGGAUGGUAGAAAGGUACCCUCCAGGGAAAGUAUAUCGAGAUGUCUUUGAAGGCCUGUCCAGCUCGGUACUGAGCUCAACUGGACGUUCUCCUGGAAAUGGCCAGGUACAAUCAGGGGCAACUUUACAAGAUGUUUUCACACCAAACUUGAUUGGGGGAUUCGAUCUACCGCAGGAGGUAUUGGACACAUUGAGUAGUGGCUUCGCCGGGUGGGAAUACCAUCAGCCAUAA
Fusarium falciforme is the source of this 1266-nucleotide messenger RNA. RefSeq names its product Fungal-trans domain-containing protein. Gene Ontology annotation, molecular function: DNA-binding transcription factor activity, RNA polymerase II-specific; zinc ion binding; sequence-specific DNA binding. The transcript has a single exon. The record is from RefSeq and is a predicted model, not a curated record. Bases 1 to 1266 code for a protein of 421 amino acids. Lineage: Eukaryota; Fungi; Ascomycota; Sordariomycetes; Hypocreales; Nectriaceae. Gene Ontology annotation, biological process: positive regulation of transcription by RNA polymerase II; DNA-templated transcription.